This is a messenger RNA of Oryzias latipes (Japanese medaka), 1965 nucleotides long. RefSeq names its product STAM-binding protein-like A. Gene Ontology annotation, cellular component: cleavage furrow; endosome. Gene Ontology annotation, biological process: protein K63-linked deubiquitination. NCBI's taxonomy places the organism in Eukaryota, Metazoa, Chordata, Actinopteri, Beloniformes, Adrianichthyidae. The record is from RefSeq and is a predicted model, not a curated record. Gene Ontology annotation, molecular function: K63-linked deubiquitinase activity; protein binding; metal-dependent deubiquitinase activity.
UCCGCUUACGUCACGACGCGUAGCUUGUGUUGAUUGCGGAAGUGGUCUCGCGCUGUUGUUGUGGCUGUUGCUCUUUUAAGCCUCCAGGGCCGAAACGAUCGGUUCUCCCCGCUGCAUGCGGCCCUCUGGCAGCUCCAGCUUCACGGCUCGGUCAGGUCUUCCAGGUUGAGGUGUUGUCAUGGCGGACCACACCAACGUCAGUUUGCCGCCGGAGGAGCGCGUCCGCGCCCUCACCAAGAAAGGAAGUACCGUGGAGGUAAACGAUGACGUUCCACCCCGCCGGUAUUUCCGCUCAGGCAUGGAGAUGAUCCGCAUGGCCCUCAUUUACACAGAGGAGGGCAACGUGGAGCACGCCUUCGUCCUUUACAACAAAUACAUCACGCUCUUCAUUGAAAAACUUCCGAAGCAUCGGGACUACAAGACGGCCAACAUUCCUGAGAAGAAGGACACCUUGAAGAAACUGAAGGAUGUGGCCUUUCCUCAGGCAGAGAUUCUGAAAAAGGCUCUUUUGCGGAGAUUUGAAGAAGAACAUGCUCAGUAUCUGAUCAAGAAGAAGGCGCAGGAGGAGGCCAUGGCCCUGGAGCAGUCCAGGCAGCGCGCAUUGGACGCCGAGCGUGAGCGCGUGGCCGACAUGCAGCGGCGGCAGCGGGAGCAGGAGCAGUUCAGCGCCUUUGAAGAGAUGAUCCGCCGCCAAGAGCUGGAGAAGGAACGCCAGCGGGUGCUGCUGGAGUUCGCCACGCCAGCUGUGCCCUCUCCUGACACGCCUCUCAUUCCGGGUGUCCAAGGGCCCCCGCUGGUUUCCCCCACCGCGCCGCCGAUUCUGGGAGACCUUUCAGGGACCUACCAGAACAACCGGCAGCCCGUGAGCGGCGGCACGCCUGGCCCGCCCACAUUUGAUCGGUCGCUCAAGCCGGGGUCUGUGGUCACCCCUGAGAACAACAACUCCAUGGUGGACGCGCUUCGGCAGCUGGCCGUUCCUGCAGAGCUCUGCCGCAGCUUCCUGAGGUUAGCCGAGGCCAACACAAGCCGCGCCGUGGAAACCUGCGGCAUCCUCUGUGGAAAACUGACCAGAAACGCUUUUACUGUGACUCACGUCAUCGUCCCGAAGCAGUGCGGCGGGCCAGACUACUGCGACACGGAAAACGAGGAGGAGCUCUUCCUCAUUCAGGACCAGUACGACCUCAUCACGCUGGGAUGGAUCCAUACCCACCCAACACAGACGGCCUUCCUGUCCAGCGUGGACCUCCACACUCACUGCUCCUACCAGAUCAUGCUGCCAGAGUCCAUCGCCAUCGUCUGCUCGCCAAAGUUCAACGAGAUCGGUUACUUCAGGCUGACGGACCGGGGAGUGGACGAGAUCUCCACGUGUAAACAGAAAGGCUUCCACCCCCACAGCAAAGACCCGCCUCUUUUCACGCACGCCGCACACAUCACCAUCACCUCGGACAGCGUGUCUGUGAUGGAUCUGCGCUGAUCCGUUUGCUCCGACUCGGACUCUUUUAUCAAAGUACGGAGACAGACGUGGGAGACGGGAACGCAGAGCGGGAGCAGCUGUUGUCUGCCAGCAGGAACUAAACCCACAACCGGCACCUUCCAGCAGCGCCGGCCAUCGUUUGCCCCCCCCCCCCCCCCCCCCCCCCCCCCCCCCGUCUCUGCUUUUAACCGCGACGGCUAACACCCAUGAACCACACAUCCAGGUUGGUUCUGAUGGACAGACGAAGUGCCAAGGCCGGGACCCCCCCCUUUUUAGCGCUAACUCAGAUGGGCUUCAUCUUUUACACCUCAUCACUCCAGAGUGUCCUUGACCAACAGAGUUUAGGCCGAAAAUGAAACGCUGGUUGAAAUGGGGACAUGCCCCUUUGCCUCAGCUGCUUGUGGUGGGGGGCAGCUGUACCUGUUUCAGAGGACAUUUGAACGAUUAGCCAUAAUUAUCAAUAAAAUGACUACAAAAGAGGAAGUAAAAUG